Molecule: messenger RNA, 3948 nt
Organism: Trypanosoma brucei brucei TREU927
Lineage: Eukaryota; Euglenozoa; Kinetoplastea; Trypanosomatida; Trypanosomatidae
Exons: 1
Coding region: 1-3948 (1315 amino acids)
Source: RefSeq, a predicted model, not a curated record
AUGGAAACUGCCGCAGAGCCGCGGCUUGACCCCAUUGAAGUGGACAGGAGUUUUGUUUUGUCACUUUUCCAUGGAUUCUGUAAUUCGGUCCCGAACGAUAUGCGGAAGAAGCUGGUGAGCGAGCAGACUGACGUGUUGCAGUUUAUGUUGGCUGUUAGGCCCCGUAUAACACCUUUUGCGCACCGCCAGCUCUUCUCUCUGCGACAUCCGGCGGUUUCCUGGAUGUCGCGCCGCUACUUCACCGCGCUUCGAACCUUUCUUGAUGAAAAUGAUCUUCGCAAUACAGAACAAGGAAUUUCCUGCACCUCAACGCCCACAAGAUCAGGCUGCGAACCCGCAGAUCGUAGCAGCAGGAACUCCACGUUACUUCCGGCGUCAUUGAACCCCAAAUCCAUCAAGGCGAAAGACCUGCGCGCGUACAACUGGAAUUGUAUCGAGUCGUGCCACAAAAUUCUUAUAGGGGAGUCGCCAUUCAGUGCUCUAGCGCUAGAGAGCAUAUUAAGUAAUGAAAAGUUGUUGGAUAUUGUUCGGCGAUAUUGGGACCGCUUGACGUGCCCGACAACUGGGGCUGAUAUUUAUGGGGCGUUUGAUGCCAGUGGCACCGUACAUCCUCGCAAUGCAUCUUCACCGGUCCCUGAGUUGAUCCAGCGCGCAAACCAAAUGACACCCACACAGUACACCUAUCUCCACAUGCGUUUUGCUCAGAUCCUGCUCCCGCCUGGGGCUUUAGAAGCAGAAAUCUUUGAUGGUAUCAUUUCUGAUCUACGAGUUGAUGGGAAGUAUCCGCGGAGGACAGCGGGCCUCUUUCCACCGGCAUCCGCAGUGGGUCCAUUCCUUCAGGAUACUGUAGAUAUUUUACUGGAUCCGGAACGCCACAUUGCAAAGCAGAUGUUACCUAAUUUAUCCGAUAACGUAGCAAUGGAGGGUGAGAUGAAUUCCAUUAGAUCGGCGCUUGCCCUGCCUAAGACUGGUGCCUCUCUGUUGGCUCUACCAGAAAUAACCUUUGCGCAGUUUUUUUACUCCAUCGUUGAACUCGCAGACAACUGGACGAGCACGGCACACCCUAACGAAUACGUGGCGUUCCUCACGGAAUUGUACUGCGAGGCGUUCGGCCAUGAUUGGGACGAUGAGGACCCCGUGCUUAAGAAGGCGUUUCGCCCCGCCGAGCGCACGCCUGUCCCACUACCCCCUGAUUCCCGGACCAGCAACGAACAACUCGCCGAUCAGGGUGACCCGGCUGCUCAUCUCUUGGCGGAGUAUGCCACCGCACUCUCGGCUAGCAAGCCCCCCUUGUAUGUAUUCAACAAAAUCACUGGAAUGAGUCAGGACUACCGCAGAGGUGUGACCAGUGCUGUACGGGACCUCGGUCUGAGCAGACCAAGAACUGGCGAGGAACAGGCGGACGUGACUUCCGUUUCCACAAAUGAAGGCUUGGAGGUUGGCGGUAGGCUACCGAGGCGCCAGAGAAGGUCUGAGGGGAGCUUUAUUGAAGCUGAUAGUGAAAUUAGCGGUUUGGAGGGAUUGUACGAGGUAGGGGACGUGGAUGACAGAGAGCUAAGAGGUUCCCAGAGGGCACGGCUUCCGUGGCGGCCUCACGAUCGCAGAUGGACAGGAAUUAGCAGGGGUGGCUCAUUGAGUUCAUUUCCGGAGACUUACAACACUGACAUGCAGACUGACAGUUGCGGCACGAGUCCCGUCCCAGAAUCGUUCGGUUUUCAUCACAGGCCUCGUGAGGGGCGAAUCCCGAGCUUAUUAGACAAGCGGAAGAGUGUAACGCGUGCGGUGUGUGGCGAGGGUGGUGAGCUCACUAAUCGGUUUGAAUCCGGUGAAAGCCGUGAGAGCUUUGAACUUUCUAUGAGCAGAUGGGAAAGUGUUGGAACAGAAGGCAGCGAAUCCCGUGUAGAUAAGGGAAGGGCGUUCCCCUCGUCCGGAAAUGUAACUCCUGAAUCGGCGGGCCGGCGGUCCCCUCGUAAGAGGAAGGCCACCGCUGUGGCUCGUGAGGGUGGUUCCAAGUCGAAGCGUUCGAAUGAUGCGAAGGCGUCGUCCGGCGCUGCCUCCAAAGCUCGUUCUGUACGCUCGCCAGGGGGUGGUAUCCACCAUAUAACUCGUGAAGGCGAAACAGAAGAAUUUGACGAGGAAGCUGAAAUCUCGGAUUCAUCGUCUGCAGAUGACCUGCAUAGCGGCGAUGAACGUGAUGAAGAGGGCGACCGAAGGGGCCGCGGCCGGAAGGCUGGCCGCGCUCGCGGGCAUGUUAAAACUCUUAGAUGGCCCGAAGGUUCCGGACACUCGGAGACUAGUGAGUAUGAUGAUGAGCAAAGUGAGGAGGGACUCCCAGCUAUUUAUGAUGAAGAGGGUAGGAGGCUACACCCUCCUCUUCACCAACAGAAACACAAGGGUCGCUCGCCGCGGACUUCGCAAGGAUUUGCUGUUGGUGACGCGGAUGGCAGCGGUGGUGGUGUGUCAGCUGCCUAUGGGUACAAUGCAAGGAUGUUGCAGGGCAAGGGUAGGUGGCUGUCAAACACCGAGAUGAAGUGCGAGUUGGGGGUUUCACACUCCCCUGGGGGUGGUGGAGCUACGGGCCUGCGACCCUCCGACGAACGAAGUGAAGGCUCUGACUCGGACAAUGAGGCCUUGGCUCCCCUCUUACUUGACCAGAAGCGCAUUGAACAGAAGUUACGAGAACUCGAGGCCGAGCAGCAGCGCCUACAGGCAUCUCGUGGCCGUGGGGGUAGAAAUAUUCAUGAGCUACUGGAAGGUACUUCCGAUGGUGUCGGGAGACUUAUAAAGUUCCGUCUGUCUUCCGUUGAGCGGCAGCGUUUGACUACUGAGGAAGUUAAUCAGUACCGAAAUGUGAUUAUAAAUAGACUAUUAGCAAAGGGUGUUAAUAUACCACCCGAGUCGCUGACGGAUGACGAUGUUCUUAAUCUUAUGGAGGACAAUUUGCAACCGGAGCUCGUUCAGAGGUUGAUGCAAUUAAUGGAGGGGUAUUCGGAGGACUUGGCGUGCUCUGACCUUUUGGAUGCUCUUCUUAGUGACGAUGCUAAGAUUUUCACAGCGAGCGGCGCUAUGGAGGCAUCUGUCCUUGGUGCACUGUGCAAGAAAAGUGAACAUCGUCCUGUGGAGACGGCGUAUAUGCGCUAUCUGCGGGAGAAAAGGGAACGCGAGUUGCGAGAAGAAAUAAAGGCUGCGAAGGAGCGCUACCGGGCCACGCAGAAUGCCCUGAGGGAGGCGCAGGCGAAAGAUGCCACUCCCACAGCUGUUGUUCCUAUCACAGAGCAUAUACCCACGCCUCCAAGAGCACCUGCUUUUCUGCCAGCUCUACCCCUGCUCAGUUCCGCGAGAGUGGGAGGGCCCAAACGGCCGACACCCAAAGGACCGAAUGCGUUUUACCAUGAGAUGGAUGAUUUCGAUACUGUCGUCCAUAUGCGGCCACAACCACCGUCCCGCGGGCCGAUGCACUUGGUGCCGAGGCAUCCCCUUUUUCCACGCCGGUUGCCUCAAGCACAUCGGGCGCGGUUUACUUUGCCAAGUAUCCAUCUGCCCACCCAGCGAUAUGCUAAUGAGUACUAUUGCGAAGAGGAUGCUAAUGGCAUUAGGGUGCGUAUUCAUUCGAAGCGCCGUCUGAGACUGUUCUACCGCGAAAUACGCGUUGACCGACCCAUCCUCGGCCGGGCCCCACUGGCUCCACUGACCUCUAUAAUUGGAGGCACGUACCACCAGUUGGCCGCCCUUCGCGUACGCUGCCGCCGCCGUCGCCGAUUCCGUUUACAUAUGCUCAGGAACCUUGCAAAUGAGAGGAAUCUGUUGCCUCUUCCCAGGUAUGUGCCUGUGAAGCUCUUCUCUCUCACAACCAAGACUACUUUGGCUGAGGCACUGAGGGAGAGUCUGAUGUGUUACAUCAACGACAAGGCAUAUCUGGAUACACUAUACGGGGACAUGCGAAGGUGA